Molecule: messenger RNA, 7616 nt
Organism: Boleophthalmus pectinirostris (great blue-spotted mudskipper)
Lineage: Eukaryota; Metazoa; Chordata; Actinopteri; Gobiiformes; Gobiidae
Product: lipoxygenase homology domain-containing protein 1-like
Molecular function (GO): protein binding
Source: RefSeq, a predicted model, not a curated record
CUGCUUUCCAAGAAUGGCAGAUGGCAAAGGUUUAAGGUGUCCCAGGAUGAGCAGAGGAGAGGGGCUUCCCCGGUCUCCUGCUGCACAAACAGAGAGGGACAGCUGUAACUGACCGUCCUUUGGGUCACUGCGGUCUACACUCACGGGUCAGUUUAAUCAAGUUUCACAGGAAUCAGGUACGGUUACAAAGGUAGUAAAUAAAUUAAAGAUGCCCACGAAAAAGAAAAAAACAACACAUAGAGCGGACGAGCAGGAAACUAAAGAUGUGGAUGACGAGGACUCGGAGGAUCAGGAAACCAAACCAAAGAAGAAGAGUGAGUCAGGGAGAUUGAAGAAGAGUCAGACGAAGAGCAGAGGCAGCGAUGAGGAAGAAUACAACUCAGACGCAUCAGAAGCGGACGUGAAGAAGAGCAAAAAAAAGACCAAAGACAAGGAAAAAGUUAAGAAAAAGAAAGCAAAAGAGGUGAGUGGAGAUGAGUUAAGUGUAACAUCUCAAAACUCAGAGCAAGAAGACAACAACAAUGUCUCCAAAACAGCAAAGGUAAAGAGAAACUUCCCGAUGUGAUUGAGACCACUAAGAAGGGUACGAAAAAGUCCUCUUCCAAAGACAAAAUGGCAAAAAAAUCCAAAAAGGACUCGGAAGUGGAGGAGGAGGGUGGAGAAGAGGAUGAAGGGAAGAAGAAAAAGAAGGAUAAGAAGAAGAAAGGAUCGGACAGUGACGAAGACACCAAAAAGAAAGGAAAAAAGAAGAAAGUGGAGAAUUAUGUGGAGAUUUAUGAGAAUGAGCUGAGGAACUAUGAGCCGGAGAAAGUGGAAAACUACGAGGAUGAAUACCACAAGAAGAAAGUUUACGAGGUGGUGACGAUCACAGGAGAUGAGAGAGGAGCUGGUACAGACGCCAAUGUGUUUAUCACACUGUUUGGAGAAUAUGGCAUCACUCCAAAGGUUCACCUGGCCAGCAAGAGUCGUACUGCGUUUGAGAGGGCGAAAACGGAUGUGUUCAGGAUAAGAACUCACAAUGUUGGAGCCAUUAAAAAGAUAAGGAUUGAACAUGAUAAUACAGGCAUGAACGCGAGCUGGUUUCUGGAUCGGGUGGUGGUGACAGACGUGAUCCGGCCACACCUGCGCUUCUACUUCGCCUGCAACAACUGGCUCAGCAAAGAGGAGGGAGACCACCUGUUCAUCAGAGACCUGCUGGGCACAAUGGACCCCAUGGACAUGCCUAAGUAUAACAAAUAUGUAGUGACUGUUUUGACCGCUGAUGUAAAAGGCAGUGGGACCGAUGCUGAUGUCUUUAUUAAUAUUUUUGGAGAAUUUGGCGACACAGGAGAGAGACGACUUGACAAUGAAAAGGACAAUUUUGAACAAGCAGCAGAAGACAAGUUUACAGUAGAGGCGCCAAAUCUGGGCAAAAUCAGAAAGAUCACGAUUGGGCACAACAAUAAAGGCUCCUCGGCGGGAUGGUUUGUUGACAAGGUGAUCGUGGAUGAUCUGGGAAACAAAAUAGUGUAUGAAUUUCCCAUUAAUCGUUGGUUUGCCAUUGAUGAAGAUGACGGGAAGAUCCAGAGGGACAUUUUGGUGGGAGGCAGCCAACCCACAGGUAUUGUCUACACCGUCCAGAUUGUGACAGGAAACAUCCGCGGAGCUGGGACCAACUCCAAAAUCCACAUCGUCAUGCACGGAUCCAAGGGCAUAAAAAACAGUGGCAAGGUAUUUUUAGAGGGAGGAAAGUUUGAGCGUGGUUUGACUGACAUUUUCACCGUUGAGAUCGCUGCGCUCCUCAGCCCCUUGAGUCGAGUGACGAUUGGACACGACAACGGAGGAGUCAGCUCGGGCUGGUUUUGUGAGAAGGUGGUGGUGUACUGUCCGUUCACGGGGAUAGAGCAGACAUUUCCCUGCAGUAAAUGGUUGGAUGAGAAAGAAGGAGACGGGCUGAUAGAGAGAGAGCUCUAUGAGAUGGUGUCGCUCCGGCAGAGAAGACAGAAGAAGCACCCAUGGUCUUUGUGGAUCUGGACUUCAGACCUCCCCAGCGCAGGGACAGACGCAGACAUCUCAUUCCAGAUUUACGGAGAAAAAGGAAAAUCUGAUGAGAUACGACUUGACAACAAAACGGACAACUUUGAGCAAGGCCAAAUUGACAGAUUUAUGGUUGAGCUGCCUGAUUUUGGAAAGUUGACUAAACUUCGUAUUUGGCAUGAGAAGAGGAACCCAUUUGCAGGAUGGCAUCUGAGUAAGGCGACCAUCAUGAAGACUUUAACCAAAGAGAAGUACAUCUUCCCCUGUGAGCGCUGGCUGGACACAAAUGAAGACGAUAAUGAAGUCGUGAGGGAGCUGCCCGCCACUGGAGACCUCAUAGACGAGCCCCUCACCUUGAUAAAGUACAGAGUGACUGUCUGCACUGGAACCGUAGGGGGCAGUGGCACAGACGCUUCAGUUUUUCUAAACAUAAUUGGAGACAAAGGAGACACAGGAGACCGAGAGCUGAUCAACUGCAAAAACAAUGUCAACAAGUUCGAAAAAGGAAAUUUGGAUGAGUUCAUUAUUGAGGCGGUGUCCGUGGGAAGAGUGCGCAGAAUCAGGAUCGGACACAAUGGUAAAGGAGGAGGCUGUGGCUGGUUUCUGGAUAAAGUGAUCGUGAGAGAGGAGGGACAGGCAGAGGCUCACGCUGUGGAGUUUCCGUGUAAUAGAUGGCUCGAUCGAAACGAGGACGAUGGACAAAUUGUGAGAGAGUUAGUGCCUUUUUCAGAUGGCCAACGUCUGUAUAACAUGAACUAUCACAUAGCUGUAAAGACGGGAAACAUCCCCGGGGGCAGCUCGGACUCAAAUGUGUUUGUGAAGCUUUAUGGAGAGAAAGGCGACACCAGUAAAAUGAUGCUGGUGGUCUCCGACAACAACCUGGGAAACUACUUUGAGAUUGGCCGUGUGGACGUGUUUACUGUAGACACCUUUGACAUUGGACAGAUUAACCGUUUGAUGAUCGGUCACACCAAUGUGGGCAUGCGGGCGGGCUGGUUUCUGGACAGUGUUCAGAUCAUGGUGCCCGUUCAUGGGAGUCAGUACAUGUUUCCCAGUCAUCGCUGGCUCUGCAAAGAUGAGGCUGAUGGAAAAACAGAGGUGGAGAUCUACCCCAGUGAGAUCCUGGACAUGGAACAAUACAUAAAUUAUGAGAUCAGUGUGGUGACAGGAGACGUGACAUUUGCCGGUACCAACGCCAGAGUGUUCAUGCAGAUGUACGGGGACAAAGGGAAGUCUGAAGUCACGAUCCUCGAAAGCAGAUCCAACAAUUUUGAGAGAAAUACCACGGAAAUAUUCAAGAUUGAGGCCAAAGACGUUGGUAAAAUCUUUAAGAUCCGGAUCGGCCAUGACGGCUCUGGGAUUGGGCCGGGCUGGUUCCUGGAGUCUGUGGAUGUGAAGCAUUUGAUCAUGGCCAUGGCACCGAAAGAGAAGAAGAAGGACGACAAGAAGAAAAAGAAGAAGAAGAAGAAAGAUGAAGAGGAGGAUGAGGAUGAUGAAGGAGAGGAGAUGCAGGAGGUGGUCUUUACGUAUCAUUUCCCCUGUUCGCGAUGGCUGGCGUCUGGGGAGGAGGACGGAGAGUUGGUGGUGGAGCUGCUGCCUGAAGAUGCAGAGGACCUGGAAGUCAACACGUACGAAGUGAGCGUGUUCACUGGAGGCAUGAUGGGAGCCGGGACUGACGCCAAAGUCUUCGUGAAUAUUUAUGGUGAAAACGGAGACACCGGAGAACGCUACCUGAAGAGAUCCAACAACCUCAACAAGUUUGAAAAGGGCCAGGAGGAUGUUUUCACAGUGACGGCCGUUGAAUUGGGUCCUUUGAAAAAGCUCCGCAUUCGCCAUGACAACUCCGGCUCUUACUCCUCCUGGUAUCUGGACCGUGUCGAGAUAGUGGACACAAAGGACGACACAACAUAUUUCUUCCCGUGUAAUCGCUGGUUAGCCGUGGAUGAAGAUGACGGACAGAUCGCCAGAGAGCUGGUGCCGGUGGACGAAGCGUUCAUGUGGAAAGAUGACGAUGAGGAAGGGGGCGGGGCCAAACUGGGACUCGAACAGAAAUCGAUGUCGACUACAUACACCCUGAAAAUAAAAACUGGAGAGAAGAAGUAUGCUGGGACAGAUGCCAACGUCUUUGCAAUUCUUUUUGGUGAAAAUGAUGAUACAGGUAUUAUCAACCUUAAGGCCUGCAAGAACUACAAGAACAAGUUUGAGCAGGGGAUGGUCAAUGAGUUCACCGUAGAGGCAGUGGACUUGGGCGACCUGGAGAAGAUGAGAAUUGGACAUGACAAUUCAGGGGGGUCACCGGGCUGGUUCUUGGACUGGGUGGAGAUUGACGCUCCGUCCCAAGGUCAAAGACUGCGGUUCCCCUGUGGACGGUGGCUGGACAGAGGAGAGGACGACGGAGCCAUAGUACGAGAUCUGUUACCUGCAGAGUUACAGACAGAAUACUACACACCAUUCGUACCGUAUGAAAUUAAGAUCUUCACCAGUGAUGUGUUUGGGGCCGGGACGGACGCAGACGUGUUCAUGCUGUACGGUCAGAAGGGAGUGAGCACACAACAGAAGCACCUGUGCGUCAACAAGAGAGAGCGCCGCCUCUACUUCGAGAGGGGAGCCGAGGACAUGUUUAUUGUGGAGUUGGAGGAUGUGGGCGAUGUCAUAGAAAAGAUCAGAAUAGGACACGACAACAGAGGCACCAACCCGGGCUGGCAUCUGGACAGAGUGGAAAUCAGAAGACAGCUGAGGAAAGGGAAGGGUUCAGAGACCACAAUUUUUCCCUGUGAGUGCUGGUUGGCUAAAUCUGAAGACGAUGGAGAGACAGUGAGAGAGCUGGUCCCCUCUGACAUCAUCACAGAAAAACUGCUCCGAGACGGAAAACUGAAAACCACAGAGACCGAAGUGGAAGAUGCUUUAGAAACUCAUUCUUACAAAGUGUCUGUUCGGACUGGAGACAUGUUUGGAGCUGGAACCGAUGCCAAUGUUUUUCUUACGAUCUUUGGAGACCUGGGAGACACAGGAGAGCGCAAACUGGCCAAAUCUGAGACCAACAAGAACAAGUUUGAGAGAGGAGAGGUGGACAAGUUCACAAUGGAAGCUGUAGAUCUGGGUCAAGUGUUUAAGAUCCUGAUCCGCCAUGAUAACACUGGUGUGGGGGCAUGCUGGUACUUGGACCAGGUGGAGGUGCUGGAUGCAGAGACUGAGGAGGUCUACAUGUUUUUGUGUGAGCGCUGGCUGUCCAAGAAGAAAGAAGACAAACAAAUCGCACGCACCUUCUUUGUCAAGGGCUAUGAAGGUGAACGAAACAUGGAUCCAAACACAAAGAAACUAGCCCAGGCCAAAUUAGGGCUCGACCGCAACGCCAACAAGAAGGAGAAGAAGAAAAAGAAGAAGAAGACAGCAGUGGUGGAAGAAGGACCAAUUAUCCCAUACCACUUCACAUUGUCCACUGGCACUGAACGCGACUCCAGCACCACAGCCAGGGUCUAUGUCAUCAUCCUGGGCCCAAAUGACACAGAGACAGAGCGUUUGUGGCUUGACCUGCCCGAGGGGAAGAAGAGCUUCGCUUCCGGGUCCAUGGAGCACUUUGUGUGCUACGGCACCGAUGUGGGAGAGAUCAAACGAGUGGAACUCGGCCACAACGGUCUCACUCCGGAGAGCUGCUGGUUGGUGGAUGAGCUGGCGGUUGCCGUGCCAACCAAAGGUAUCAAGUACAUCUUUGCGUGUAAGUGCUGGCUGGCCAAAGACAGAGGAGACGGACUCACUGCCAGACUCUUCAAUGUGUUGGACUCCAGCACCAUCAACAUCAACCGCAAAGUGGUGUACACAGCCACAGUUGUGACAGGUGACACUCAGUAUGCAGGGACAGACACAAACAUAUUUCUGAGUGUGUACGGAGCCAACGGCAGCACAGAGGAGAUGCUGCUGCCCAAAAAUGGAGACAGGUUUGAAAGAGACCAGGAAGACUCUUUUAGCAUAGAAAUCGAUGACAUUGCUCCUCUGAAGAAGAUCAGAGUUCGAAUAGAUGGAACAGGAAGUCGCCCUGAUUGGUUUCUCGAUAAGAUUAUGCUGAAAAACCUAACUACUGAGGAGCUGUAUGAGUUCACUUAUGAAAACUGGUUAUCGAAGACCAAAGGACCAAAGAGGACCAAGGUCUGUGAGCUUCCUGCCACAGUGGAUGAAGAAGAGAUGGUGGAGAGCACAACUUACACCAUUCAAGUUCAAACCAGUGACGUCGGUGGGGCUGGAACAGAUGCCAAUGUGUUCCUGAUCAUGUUUGGGGAGUACGGAGACACGGGGACUCUGCCUCUGAAGGAAAGCACCAACAGAAACAAGUUUGAGCGAAAAGGCAAAGACGUGUUCAGAUUUCCAGACAUGCUCAGUCUGGGGGAGCUGUCCAAGGUCCGAGUGUGGCACGACAACAAGGGCCCCGCUCCGGGCUGGCAUCUGGAGUAUGUCGAUGUCAAAGACGAGACCAUGGACCAGACCUUCAGAUUUCCAUGUGACCGCUGGCUCGCCAAAAAUGAAGAUGACGGGCAGAUCAUGAGGGAGCUGGCAUGUGCCAACAAUGACUCCAUCGACCUCAGUGACAAGACCAAAUAUGAAAUUGCCACAACAACCGCAAACACAGACGAUGCCUCGACCCCCGAAAAUGCCUUUGUCGUGUUGGAGGGCAGAAAAGCUCGCUCCAAAGAGUUUGUGCUGGAGAACAAGAAGAAAAAGUUCCUAUGUGGUGCUACAGAUACAUUUGAGUUUUCAUCCAAACAUGUCGGAGAAAUAGCUGGUAUCUGUCUGGGCCAUAUCACAAAAGAUGGCAAGAAGCCCAAGGGCGAAAGCUUCUGGCAUGUUAUGGAGGUAGUGGUGACCGAGAAGGAGCUGGGGAACAAGUAUUUUUUCCACUGUGACGCCCGCAUUCCCCUGGCAGCCAAAAAAGACCAGUUCUUAACAUUCGAGUGCUACAAAUCAGUGGAGAGCUUCGCCAGCAAAGUCCGUAACCUGGUGCCUGUCAAGUACGAGAUCAUUGUCAUUACUGGUGACGUGAAGGGGGCAGGGACAGACGCUAACGUCUACAUGACGCUAUACGGUGUCAACGGCGACUCUGGAAAACGCCAUCUCCGCCAGAAGUUUCGUAACCUUUUUGAGCGAGGCCAAACUGACCGCUUUGUUUUGGAGAUGCUGGACCUUGGGGAGUUACUGAGGAUUAAAGUGGAGCACGAUAACAGUCGACCGAGCUGUGGUUGGUUCUUAGAGUGUGUGGAGGUGACGAAUACAGCGAACUCAGUAACCACGAUCUUUAUGUGCGGUAAAUGGUUAGAUAACAAGAAGGCUGACGGGCACAUCCAGAGAGUGCUGUACCCCAGAUAUUAGAGCAAAUAUGCACUAAUGUUAUUGAUACUUUGCAGGAACAUCAUGCUGGGGGUGUUCUGCAUGUAACUGUAUGGUGGAAUGUUCAGACCAUGGGGAUACAAUGCACACAUUAGUCCAGUGAGGUUCGUUUGGUCUUCUGAUAAUUAGGUUCUUUUUUCAGACCAAGAGUUUGUUUUCAUACCUGACAGUUUCGACUGCUCACUGCGGUCUUCCUCAGAGUGGUCACGUGAUGUUGCUGUAAC